UAAGUGAUUCUAGACACUUCCUCCAAUCUCAUCAGAACCCUCCGGACUCAAGACUCCACGUCUCUAGUCUUCUUUAUAACAACCCCUUCUUUUUCCUUCUCCCUCUCACUUUACGCACAAACCUCCUUAACCCUCCUUAGCUCUUUCUCUGUUCCAUAGCUUCCUUGUUAACUCUAUAUUUUGUCUCUUUACUUUUUUGGGUUUCUUCAAUCUCUAGCAUUUGAUCAAUGGCGAAGUAUGGUGAGGGAGACAAGCGUUGGAUCGUGGAGGAGAGACCCGACGGCGCCAAUGUCCACAACUGGCACUGGGCCGAGACCGACUGUCUCGAAUGGUCUCGAAACCUCUUCUCCAAACACCUCUCCAAUCUCACAAUCCUCGAUGGCGAAGGCAACCUCUACGUCAAGACCAAGAAGGUCGAGAAGGUCGAGGGCGAGGCGUACGUGAAUGUGCGAAAGGGAAAGAUCAUACCUGGGUACGAGAUCAGCCUCGCGCUUUCGUGGGAAGGAGAAGCUAAAGACUCUGAAGGUACUUCUUUGCUCAAAGCUGAAGGUCUCGUUGAGAUCCCCUAUAUCUCUGAUGAGAAUGCUGGUGAAGACCCAGAAUUCAAGGUCUCGGUUAAGGACGAGGGACCCAUUGGGAAGACACUCAAGGACGCGGUGUUUGCGAAAGGGAAGCGUUUGAUUUUGGAUAAAGUUCGAGUCUUUGAGGAAACCAUGGCUAAGGGUGGACCUGCUAAGGAUGAAUUGGAGGUCAAGAAGGUUGCGCCCAAAGCUCAACCGGGUUCGAAUUCGAAAUCGAAUUCGAACUCAGCUGCUGCUGCUGCUUCCGGGAAGGCGGCUGAGGCUGCGGCGGUGGCGAAUUCGGCUGCAAAGCCGAAGGAGGAGGGGAAGAAGAAGAAGAAGGAAGGGUUUAAGACCAUAACUAUGACAGAGAAGUUUAGCUGUAGAGCUAAGGAUUUGUAUGAGAUUUUGAUGGAUGAGAAUAGGUGGAAGGGUUUUACUCAGAGCAAUGCGAGGAUUAGUAAAGAGGUGGGUGGGGAGUUUAGUAUUUUUGAUGGGUCUGUUACUGGGGUCAAUGUGGAGUUGCAGGAAGCUAAGUUGAUUGUGCAGAAAUGGAGGUUUGGAAGCUGGCCUGAUGGGAUUCAAUCAACAGUGAGACUAACUUUGGAAGAGCCUGAACCUGGAGUUACCAUUGUCAAGCUGACGCAUAUUGAUGUUCCCGAAGAAGAUAGAUAUGGGAAUUCGACUGUGGUGGAGAAUACCGAGAGGGGAUGGCGGGAUCUUAUUUUUCAUAAGAUACGGGCAGUUUUUGGUUUUGGAAUAUGAAUUUUUUUAAAGAUAGUAUCCCUCUGAACUGUAGGAUUUUAAUCAAUGUCUCUCUUUUUCAAAUAUGAAUGAAAUAUUGACAUUGUUCAA
Molecule: messenger RNA, 1415 nt
Organism: Quercus robur (English oak)
Lineage: Eukaryota; Viridiplantae; Streptophyta; Magnoliopsida; Fagales; Fagaceae
Exons: 3
Coding region: 228-1325 (365 amino acids)
Biological process (GO): protein folding; positive regulation of ATP-dependent activity
Cellular component (GO): cytosol
Molecular function (GO): ATPase activator activity; protein-folding chaperone binding
Source: RefSeq, a predicted model, not a curated record